Messenger RNA from Monopterus albus (swamp eel), 1368 nucleotides. It is a transcript of the gene ahsga, whose product is annotated as alpha-2-HS-glycoprotein 2. Gene Ontology annotation, molecular function: cysteine-type endopeptidase inhibitor activity. Lineage: Eukaryota; Metazoa; Chordata; Actinopteri; Synbranchiformes; Synbranchidae. Gene Ontology annotation, biological process: negative regulation of endopeptidase activity. The coding region runs from base 64 to 1206 and encodes 380 amino acids. The transcript has 9 exons. Gene Ontology annotation, cellular component: blood microparticle; extracellular matrix; extracellular region. The record is from RefSeq and is a predicted model, not a curated record.
UCGAGAAGGACAUGUCGAGCAGGAUCGUAAAGUUCAUGACAGAGCUCGCGAUACGGUGGCAUCAUGGAAAUGAAUUCCCUGGGCAUCUUUGCGUUUCUGGGACUACUGGCUGGAAUAUGGGCUCGGAUCAAUGUGCUACGGCCUCCUUGUGACUCCCCUGAAGUAGAGGAGGCUGCUCUGGUGGCUCAAGAAUACCUCAAUGCCCAGCACACUCAUGGGUACAAGUACGCACUGAACAGGAUUGAGGAUAUCAAGAUCCAUAUUACCCCAACUGGAGACAGCAUUUAUGUCCUGGAAAUUGACCUGCUGGAGACAGACUGUCAUGUGUUGGAUCCCACUCCUGUUGUCAAUUGCACAGUCAGACCUAAAAUAUUUACGGCAGUGGAAGGAGACUGCGAUGUGGUGCUGAAGAAGGUUCAUGGAGCUCUGGCUGUCACUGCAUUCAAGUGUAAAACAGAGGAAUCAAGAGAGGACAUGUGUAGGGGUUGUCACACGCUCCUUCCUCUAAAUGACACGGUGGCGUUGAACUUUGUCAGUGCUUCUCUGGCGACCCUUAAUAAAGAUGUGAAUAAAACUUACAGUAUUCUGGAGGUUGGAAGGAUGUUGUCACAGGUUGUGUCUGGUGGGCCACUGUAUACAGCAGAAUAUGUUAUAAGUGAGGCUAAUUGCACUGAUGGUGUCUGCGUGCCCUUGAACGACGCCAUGGCUGAACGGGGUCUUUGUACUGCCAGAGGUUCCAAUACCGCACACACAGUGAACUGUAAAAUGUUUCCCACUCUGAUGCCUGUUGUAGAUGCCAACAGAACUGCACCUUUGCCACCAAACGUCCACGGAGGGAGCCUGCCACACACGCAUGGUCUGAAACACCAUAAACUAACUACUAUCCAUAACCCUGAUCUAAGCACCCUGCUAUCUUCAGAAUCAAAAGAGUCAGCUGAAAUUGUACCUGUAGCACCUGCAGCUGUUGAUGCUGCUGCAGCUGCAGAUCCUGCUCCAGCUGCAGAACCCGCUCCAGCUGCAGAUCCUGCUCCAGCUGCUGACACUGCAUUCGACUCAUCCAGUGUGGAGAUCCCUGUUUUAAUGUUUAAGAGAGAAGUGCAUGGCACACCUGCAGCAGACGCCUCUCCCUCAAAAGGGCCUCACUCUAAUAAGGGCCUAGUUUCUCCUGUGCCUUUGUGCCCAGGAAGGGUCAGAUUCUUCAAAUGAAUAGCUCCCACAGACCCUGUAUUUGCUUCCUUCAGAUACACUGGUGCUAGAGUAACACUGCCUGAUACAUAAAUGUAUGCCAUGGAAGACAGUUAUGGCACCAAUACAUUUCUCAUUGACAAGGAAUAAUACACUGUUAAAAACUGAUGAAUCACGACCAUA